UAUGGCUACCGAAACUUGACGUUGUGGCAGAAGAAAGUAUAUAUUUGAAAAUAACGCGAUGUAUUUUCCGUUAGGAUGGCCAAAAUACUUGAAAAGCCUUCAGAAAGGUUCAAGGCCAUUGCAGUAUGUGAUAAGUAGCUGUGAUCGAAUGCUUUUUGCUGUCAUUACAGAGGAUACGCUCAGUAUUUGGUACAGUAAGCCUUCUGUCCAGAUCGUUAGUUACACUCAUCCUUAUACUGAGAUCUGUUCUAUUGGGACGUUUAAUCUGGUGGAAUGGAAGCCAGAUUCCUCUAUGAUAGCAGUUCUGACAUCCAAACUUAACAUUUUAUUCUUCAAAGUUGAACUUGAUGUAUCUGUGCCAAACCACCACUGUUUAUAUGUUCAGCAUGAGGGAAAAAAUCAGACUCCAAAGAGGGACAUCAAUGGUAUUCCGGACAGUGACAGUAUACCAGCCAUUAAGGUCACUCUGGUGGCCAGAAUGCAGCUCCCUGCUAACAUCUCCUGCUGUUUGUGUGUGAGAGAAGAAAUAAUGGUAGCUACAGAAGAUGGGAGUUUACACCGCAUCAAAUGGAAUGCUUCACUCAAUAAAAAGGCUUCAUUUCAUAUACAGGGAUUUCCUGCAUCACUGGACUUUCAUCAAACAAAAGCUUCUAGACUAGUGAGAGAAGAUGGCUGUGUUCAACAGAUGGAGUACAGUCCUAUCAUAGGUGGAUACACUCUGGUGCUGUCUAGUGGAAAAGCACUGUUUGUCAUUCCACCUUCCACAAAGGCAGAAAACAGUGUGCCACAAGGGGUCUGGGUGACGGGGCUCACAGAUGCUACCUGCGUGGCUGUCAAUCACAGGUACCGCCUGAUGGCCUUUGGAUGCAAAAGUGGUGUUGGUGCUGUGUAUGUGAUUAAUGAAGUGGAGGGUACAAUAGACCUGUCCUACAAACUGCAGGUGUCCAGUAAAGAUUAUCCAGAUGCUGCUCAGAAAGCUGGACCUGUAAAGUGCAUGAAAUGGACACCAGAUGGCACUGCUGUAGCAGUCUGCUGGAAGAAUGGGGGCUUCUCUCUGUGGAGUGUAUUUGGUGCCCUCCUGCUGUGUUCUCUUGGAGGAGAUCGAUAUCCCAGUGAUAGCCCAAAACUGUUCCCACCACCUGUGAUAUCUAUGGAGUGGGGCUUGGAGGGGUAUCAAUUGUGGAUGGUCUGUCAAGAGAACAACAUUAAUGGAGUGGUGGAAGAGGAGCCACAUGAUAACACGAAUGUCCUUCAGAUACAGUUUGUCAAAAGUGCCCUUACUGUUAAUCCUUGUGUGACAAACCAUGACCAUGUGUUUUUACAAGGAGAGGAUAGGCUGUAUAUGAAUAUUGGUGACAGUUGCUCCUCCUCCCAAGGUGGGGCUAGUCAAGAAAACAGCCAAUCACUGAUGUCCAUAGGAAACAAAAUCUGGCAAAUCAUACCCAUUUCUCACACCUAUCUUGGUGCUAAUUGGCCAAUCAGAUAUGCAGCAGUUGAUAGGUCUGGUCAAUGUGUUGCUGUUGCUGGGAAAACAGGACUGGCUCACUAUACGUUCUCCACACGCAAGUGGAAACUGUUUGGCAACGAAACACAGGAGAAAGAUCUGGUUGUGUCAGGGGGAAUGACCUGGUGGAAAGAUUUCAUCUGUGUGGCUUGUUACAACAUCAUAGGACAAAGAGAUGAGAUUCGCUGUUACCCCAAGAACACAAAACUUGACAACACCUUUGCCGUGAUUACGAAGGUCCCCUCUCAGAUUCUCCUUCUGAACACGUUCCGUGACAUCCUCAUCAUCUUCUGUAUCGAUUCUCAUGUAAUGCUGUUCAACAUGGAGAGGAAAAAUUCUCAAAAAAACCCUCUGAUGGAGUUAAUCAAAGUUCAGGAGGUGGCCCUGGGUAACUACAUCCCUCACCCUGUGUGUGUCACAGGACUUGCCCUCACUUCCCUUAGGACAGAAAAGUUUGGUAGCAGGACAGUGCAACCCAACAGAGAUUCAGAGUGCUUGUUGCUCAAUGUUGCUGGAAAGUUGCUGAUGUUCCAGAGAGAUGAGACUGGGCCACAGAUCCAGGGGAAACAAAACAAAAUUAAACCUCAACCAUUUGGUUCCCCUGCUGUGGUUGCCACUAAUGUGGAAAACAUGUGGUCUACAUCUCGGACGAGUCAUGGUAAAACACAGCUGAUGGAGGCCCUGUGGUUAGGCUGUGGGGCCCAGGGAAUGAAGGUGUGGUUACCUUUAUAUCCAAGACAUGAGGGUAAAACUCACAACUUUAUGUCCAAACGCAUCAUGCUGCCAUUCCGGGUAGAUAUUUAUCCUCUAGCUGUGUUGUUUGAGGAUGCAGUGAUAUUAGGGGCAGCCAGUGAUGGCGUCAUGUACAAAUCUCCAAGUGAGGACACAAAAAGAUCUGUCCAAAAUCUUCCCUUCUGUAUUAUAGAAAGAACUAGUCAAAUAUAUCUCCACCAUAUUCUAAGGCAACUUUUAAGGCGGAAUUUGGGAGUAAAUGCCCUGGAUUUAGCCCGAUGUUGUACAGAGUUAUCCUACUUUCCCCAUGUUCUGGAGUUGUUACUCCACGAAGUUCUAGAAGCUGAGGCUACUUCCAAGGAACCCAUUCCUGAUCCUUUGUUACCACGGGUUGUGGCCUUCAUACAGGAGUUCCCAGAAUUCUUACAAACCAUUGUACACUGUGCAAGAAAAACAGAGGUGGCAUUGUGGCCUCACUUAUUUUCUGUGGUUGGAAAUCCCAAAGAUUUGUUUGAGCAAUGUAUGGUGAGUGAAGAGUUAGAAACGGCAGCGUCAUAUCUCAUCAUUCUACAGAAUCUGGAGCGACCCAUCAUCAGUCGACAGCAUGCUACCCUGCUACUAGACCAGUCUCUGGAGAGAGGGAAAUGGGACUUAGCCAGGGACUUAGUCAGAUUCUUAAAAGCAAUAGAUCCUUCAGAGUGUACCACUCCCCCUAUUCUGGCCUCGUCUAAGACAUCCUCCUCUAAGGCCUACCACUCCGGUGUCCCUAGUCCUCCCAUAAUGCCAUCAGAGGCCGACGGAUUCAGCUUCAACACUGUCAGCAAUGUCAGUAAUGUUAGUAACGUCAACCGAAUACGUAGCUCCAGUAUGACAGGGGCAGACUACUCGGAAAAUGUGCCAAAGGGGAGCAAACCCAAACUCAAGCAUACAUUCUCUGACAACAUAUUCAGCAACAAGAAACUGCCAUCAAAGCCAAAAGAGGAGGGGGCUCCUGAUCAAAUGUAUAUAGACAUGAUUCUCUGUCGACAUUGUCGAAAACUUCUAGAGACAAAUCGGCUGAGGGACAUGGGAUAUUUUAGUGCCAACACCGAGGAUUUUCAUCUGGUCUCAUUUUUAAAAAGAGAGCGAUUAAAAAGUGCAAAAGUUGAGGACUUUGUCAGAGCAGUAAAGGAUAUUCAUCAACAGUUUGAGUGGCCCUUACCGAUUCUGUCAUACCAUGUGUUCCAGCAGCUCAAAAAUAAGACUUUCUCCACCUCGAGCCUGGCUUCUCUGUCUCUGUUAGACGAGGAGAACCUGCCAACAGUCAACGUAGGGGCACACAACAGUGAUACCGAGUACCAUAAAUACCUGGGUACCCUGCAAUCCCCCUCCCCACUCAACCUCUCCCAGGCUGUGUCUGAUGAUGUGGUGUUAAAACCACAGGCUGUCAAAACUGAGGAGAGCAGCUUGGCCACUACCCUGGAUAUCUCGGAUUCCAGCUCCCUGCUGGGAGAGCUGGAUUACAUGACCGAGUCCUCAUCCCAGGACACCCUGUCCCCCGAGCUGGAGAUUCUGUCACAGGAGAUGGCCAAUAAAGGACCACGACAGUCAGAGAUGGAGCUCAGAUAUUUGUUACAAAUCACACUGGAAGCUGGCUGUCUAGAGUGGGCGAUGAUUAUCUCCCUUGUUUUACGUGACGUAGAAGCUGUGGUUAGGACAGUAAACACAGCCAGCAUGACAGACACACCCCUGGAGAUGGUGGCUAGGAUGAGGGAGGGUCUCUCCUAUCUAGAACUCUGGGCAGACACAGAGUGUCUGGGAUAUAAACCAUUCCUUCACUUUAUAAGGAAGCAGACACAAAUGUUAGGUAAGCUGGCAGAACAAACUCCCCCAACAUUACAGCUGAGUACUUCUGUCCUUGAGGACCAGAGCAGUGAUGGUGAGCAGUUGUCUCCAGUACAACAGACAAUACACAGCAAGGACCUAGACAGUUCCCCCGACGGCAGCCCCACACAGGGUGGGGAUCCAGCUAAAGGCAGUGAAUGUGUGAUCUCAUGAAACUGACACAGGGAAUAUAGAAAGGCCAGUAAAACGUGGGGGAGAGAACCAGAUAAAACAUUUCAUGUGAUUCACUAGUCACACUUAACUUUUCCAGUGUACACUUACUGCCAUUCUUGUUGGAUGGAAAAGACUGACAUUUCUUUUUAUUGUGAAGAUAAUCAAAAUCAGUAUGAACAAAAUUAGCUGGUUUGUGAUAAAAAGAACAGAGAUAUUGCGGUUGACAGAGGGUGAUUAAUUUCAUUGUUCAACUGAAGGAGCAUGCUGUCCAAUCACUGAAUGGAUCUGAUCAGCUGUCCAAUCACAUGUUAGAUCAGAUCAGCAGGAAGAAAUGCUAUCCAAUCACAUGUUAGAUCAGAUCAGCUGGAUGGACAUACUAUCCAAUCACAUGUUAGAUCAGAUCAGCUGGAUGGAAAUGCUAUCCAAUCACAUGUUAGAUCAGAUCAGCUGAAUGGACAUACUAUCUUAUCACAUGUGAACUGAUCAUUAGGAUAGACAUGGAUAAAUAUGGUUUAUAUAUAAGCAGCAGAGCUGUGUCAAAGACUGUCAUGUUAACUUUUGUCAUGACAGAUUUUAAGUGUAUCAUACUUUCAUAUAAUUUAUACUGUUAUACCAGUAAGUUUUUAUCACACAUCGACAAAAUCCAAUGUAAUGUUCAUCUCAGAAACUAUCUUAAAAGGUUUGAUAAUCACUAACACAUUUGUUGUAUUUAACAGGUUUCUUGAUGUUGAUAUGUAAUAAUUAUUUUUAUUUUAAUUAUUUUAUAUCAGGGAAAGUUUGAUAAAAGUAUUUAAGCACAGUUUCUCUGUAAAAAUAAGUGCUUUUUUUUUAAGUGCUUCUUUGUGUCAUUUGAAGAAAGUGUGCCAUACAGAUUUCAUAAAUCAGGCUUCUUUUUGUAUCAAAAAUAAGAGUAUGAAAAUGAAAGGUUGGGAACCAGUGGGCUUUCAGUGGAAGGAAACCAGUUUAUUUUGUUAUGCUUGCAGCAAUCAUUUUCAUGUCUUUGCCAAAUGUAGGAUUUCAGUAUUACGUAGCAGUGUCUCAUUGUUCUAUCAUAUCCGUCACAGAGAACAAAUGAAUUUAAAUGUAUGCAAUAAACAUGGUUGCCGAAUUUUGCUGUCUACAUCUUGAAAAUGUUGCCAUGAAGUCAUGAAAUUUAUCAGCUUCAAUUAAAAGAUUAAGGACAUAGGCAACAUAUUUUUGAACUUGAUUUACUUAUUCCCUGUAUAAUUUAAGAGUUUCUGUAAUUGAAGGACAUUUGUGUGACUUUUAUAAUGUCUAAUGAUGCUGUACAUCUCUUCUAAAUCAAAUUUUUAGGAAAUACCAGCUAAAACUAUACAUUAAUGUUUUUUGGAUAAAACAAAGAUAAUAUACAUGUAAUAUCUGUUCAAAACAGGCCUCUAAGUGACCUCUAAAAUUUAGGCUGGCACCUUAUUAAAAAAAAUUUAGUCGCCAAAUGCAAAUUUUUAGUCGCCAGGCAAUAUUUUUUAGGCGUCUACUUUAUAAGUUAAUAGUCAUCAAUAUAGGGACCCAUGAGGUGACGUGAAAUUUUGUUCACACAUUCGCUUACUAAAAAAACAAAAAGGUGACUAAGAAAACACAACAUGUCCAUUGCAAAAAAUAAUUUCCUCAUCUUUAAAAUUUCUUUUCGCUUCUUCAGAAAAACAAAAAUUGUUUAAAAUGUUAAAAGUUCUGGAAUUCAACAAUCGCCAAGUCAAUAUAAGAUGGUUGCCAAUUUGGCGACUUGUGGAAAAAAUUUAGGCGCCAAUCAAAACUUUUAAGCACCAUGGCAACUAAAUUAGUCGCCAGUUAGAGCCCUGCAAAACCCCCGGUAAUGCAUACUGAUUUUUUUUUUGUAUAUGAAUAUUUAAGGGAACUAUGAUUUUAAAUCAAGAAUAUCUUUAGAAAUUAUCAGUGGGAAAGGUAUGUUGGGUAGGUACGUGAACAUGUAUGUUGCAUAUGACCUUAAAAUUGUAUCAAUAUCCACGAUUGUCCUAGUGUUCAUUUGUAAAAAUGACAAGUUGAGAAACAUAAGUCAUUUUUAGCGGGCAUUUUUGCUUUCUAUGCUUAAGCAAUUAUUUUUAUUAAGCCCCCUUGAUCGGAGAUUUGGGGGUAUAUAGUUUCUGGCCUACAAUCUGUUUGUCUGUCUGCAAAAACUUCAACCUUGCCCAUAACUUUUGAACUGUUUUUGCUAUAGCCUUUGUAUUUUACAUGUGUAUUCCUUGUGACAAGACCUUUGUUUGAGUACAAAAUAUUUGACCUAUUGACUUUGCCUUGGAGUUUGACCUACUUUUGCAAAAACUUUACAUUACUUAAACCUUGGCCAUGACUUUUGCAUGGCUGCUGCUAGGGCUUCCAUAUUUCACAUGUAUACUCCUUAUGACAAUACCUUUCUUUAGGUACCAACAUUUUUGACCUCAUGCUGUUGAACUUUAAGUUUUGAAUGGUUUGUGCUAUGGCUUACAUAUUUCACACAUAUAUUCUUUGUGACAAGAUAUUUCUUUGGGUUCUAACAUUUUUGACCUCAUGAUCUUGACGUUAGAGUUUGACCUACUUUUGACAAACUUUAACCUUGAUCAUAACUCCUGAAAAGAAGAAGUUAAGGCUUUUAUAUUUUACAUGUGCACUCCUUGUGACAAGACCUUUCUUUGGAUACCAACAUUUUUUGACCUUUUGACCUUGGAGUUUAACCUAUAUUUGAAAAACAUUAAUCUUAGCCAUAUCUUCUGAAUCAUUGGUGCUAGUGUAUUUAUGUUUCACAGUGUAUUCUUUGUAACAAGACCUUUCUUUGGGUACCAACAUUUUGACCUCAUACCUUGACCUCAGAAUUAAACUUACAUUUGAAAAAGUUUAACCUUGGACAUAGCUGCCUAAGCCUGCCUAUGGGGGGCAUCAGUGUUUCACAAACAUAUCUUGUUCUACUUUGAAUUACACUCAAAUAGAAAAAGACUUUUAUACUAAUGCAGAUUUUGAUCUAAAGUUCAUUGUCAUUCCUUCUUAAUUUCAUUGUCAUUUCUCAGAAUAAAUGUGUCAGGGUCCCAUAUGCAUUAUUUCUAAAUUUAAAUUGACAAUUUUCUUCAAUAUUAAUGAGCCUGAAAAAAAAGUUAAUAUACUGAUCAAACUAAAAGUGGAUUUUAAGUGAAGCAUAAUAUCUGUGUGCCUCUUCAUCCUUACAAGCAAUGUAAGUCAGCCCUCCUAGUGAGUCAGAUCGAAUCCUAACUAUAUAAUCAGUCUAGCUUGUUGUAGGACCUUCCUAUUGAAUACAAGUACUGUAUUCAUACUUAGAAGAGACUUCUUAAAGUCUGUUAUGUCUAUAUUGAAGAAAACUUUUUUUUUCAAAAAUUUUAAACAAACUUUUUUCAUAAAAUGUUAUGCAGAAUAUGACUGUAAUUUUAAGAAAUAGUGAUAAGUUUGUUUUUAGAUGUUGACAGCUACAAAACAAGCUAACUGUCAUUAUUAUUUCAUUAUUCUGUAGGUUGUGUAACAAUGCAUUAUACCGCUGAGAUUAUGCUUGUUUAAUGAUCUGUAACUCCCCUGUCAAUGUGUUUGUAUGUGUCCCUAAUACUGAUACAGAACAAAGGCUUUGUCCAUCAUGUUCCAUAAUUAUUCAUCACAGUUCAGUUUUGUUUUCUUGUCUUUCCCAGUGAGGUGGUCAACAUAAUCAAGAAAAGUCAAAUGUCAAAAUAUGUAGAAUGUCACCUAUGUGAAGCUUACAAGAAGCACUGGUGGACAUUCUAGGAAUUAAAUCUAAAGUAUUGACACCCUCAUUUUGUAAAUCUUUACACAUUUAGUUUUGCUGCAGAAAGUUGUUAUUAUCUUAGCAUGUUUAUGCACAUUAUAAUUUCACUAUAUGUAGCAAUAUAGUUAUUUACUCUCACUAAAAAUGAUUCACACGAUUUCAGUGACAAAUCUGUUUUGUGUAUGUUGAUUUAUAGUUUUUUACAGGUUUGGGCAUUAUUUAGAGGUAUAAUGUAUUAUUUUUAUUUACUAUGCAGGGUAUUUUCACAAAUGAAUAAAUCAUUAACUUCUCACCAUUUCACCAAAGUGUAUGAAGAGAAGGAUCUAUCAAGUAUUUUUCUUUUCCAUGACAGCAAAGAAAUUUUAAGAAGGCCUGACUUUGCUCAAGAGCAUAUCAAAACUAUUUCUAAAUAAGCAAAUUACUGUACUAGAUAUAGGUACUAAUUUAUUCAAAGGUAGUUCCUUUAGCAAAUUACUCUACAAGUUAUAGGUACUGACUUCAUUCAAGGUAGUUCCUUUAAUGUUUUUUUUGUUGUUAAAAUAGGGUGUAAAGACAAUCCAUUUGAUUUAUGAAAUAUCAGAUUUAGAGUGAGAUUUAAGAAUAUAUAAUUAGUUGAUAUAUAAUCCACCACUAUAGCCUCCCAUUGGGUAAUGAAGAUGCUCUCAUAGAUCACUUAAUAGGUAUUUUUUAUUUCACAUAAACACAUUUUUGUAGGAUGUAUUGCCAAAAACAUUAGGUGCUGUUGUUUUACUUGCUUGUCAGUUGUUGAUUAGUACAUUAUACAGAGCAUUUUAAAUAUUUUACAGAGUGGAUGACAUUUGCUUUUCAUUAUUUUCAAACUUUGAUAAAUCUUGUUUGAAAAUACUUUGUAUUGAAUUAAUUUUAUUAUUAAAAUUAAAUUAUCAUGAUACUUUGAAAAUUGUACCAAUAUAAAAUAAUUCUGUGUAAGAUGGGGUUACUAGAAUCAACGUUAUGGCUCUGACAGAGACAAAGCUAGUCAUGCCAUUCAUUGUUUUCUUUUUUUUGCCUUGACAAUUGUGAUAAAACGUGCAUCGUACAUCAUUUUUAUUAUAAGCAUACUGGAAUCAGUCAUUUAAAGUUAUCAUUGUACAAAGUGACUAUCACUAAAUAAUAAAAUGUAUCAAUGU
Messenger RNA from Saccostrea echinata, 9157 nucleotides. RefSeq names its product guanine nucleotide exchange factor subunit RIC1-like. Gene Ontology annotation, molecular function: protein binding. Gene Ontology annotation, biological process: retrograde transport, endosome to Golgi; intracellular protein transport. The coding region runs from base 59 to 4273 and encodes 1404 amino acids. Gene Ontology annotation, cellular component: Golgi membrane; cytosol; Ric1-Rgp1 guanyl-nucleotide exchange factor complex. The transcript has 32 exons. Lineage: Eukaryota; Metazoa; Mollusca; Bivalvia; Ostreida; Ostreidae. The record is from RefSeq and is a predicted model, not a curated record.